Messenger RNA from Melitaea cinxia (Glanville fritillary), 1682 nucleotides. RefSeq names its product putative transporter svop-1. Gene Ontology annotation, cellular component: membrane. The coding region runs from base 1 to 1587 and encodes 528 amino acids. Gene Ontology annotation, molecular function: transmembrane transporter activity. NCBI's taxonomy places the organism in Eukaryota, Metazoa, Arthropoda, Insecta, Lepidoptera, Nymphalidae. Gene Ontology annotation, biological process: transmembrane transport. The record is from RefSeq and is a predicted model, not a curated record. The transcript is spliced from 10 exons.
AUGGACGCGAAAAAUGUUCCGGAACAACCAGAAGAUGAAUCAAGCAACACAAAAGACCCAAUGCAAAUAUUGGAAGAAGCAUUGACGCUGUGUAAAUUCGGAAAAUUUCAUUUACGUUUGUUAGCUGCAACUUUCUGUUGUGCGACAACUAUAAUGUCAGUUACAACGACGACUUCCUAUAUUCUACCCAUUGCUGAAUGCGAUUUAGAUAUGAAUAUUAUGCAAAAGGGAUUACUGAAUGGAAUGCCCUUUUUUGGUCAAAUAUCUUCAAGUCUUCUUGCUGGUUUUUUAAUUGAUUCUUUUGGAAGAAGGAUAUUUCUAGUUGGUGGUAAUGGAAUAAUUUUCUUAUGCACAUUAAUUGAAGGGUCAAGUCAGACAUACUUGAUGCUACUAUUCACAAAGCUUAUAGAAGGAUUUGCAUUAAGUUUGUGCUUUAGCGCAGUUGGGACAUAUUUGACUGAAUUUUGUCAUUUACAAGUAAGAGAUAGGCUACUGUUGAUGAACUCAUCAUUUACUUCCGUGGCGCUAAUUAUGGCUGCUCUAUUAGCUUGGGCGAUUCUGCCAAUACAAUUUAACUAUACUAUAUGGCCAGGAUACUUCGAAUUACAUUCAUGGAAUUUGUACUUAUAUGUGUGUUCAAUUUGGAGUUUUCUGGCUUUUGUACUAUAUUGGUCUCUGCCGGAAACUCCAAAAUAUCUCUUAUCUCACGGCAGAGAGAAAGAAGCCUUAGACGUUCUUAGAAAAAUAUAUGCUGAAAACAGUGGAAAUAAAAAGGACACCUUUCCUAUACAUUCUUUGAACAAUUCUGGUACAAUUAAACAAACAAAGGAGACAAGUCUCAAAAAAAAAAUUGUUGAUGGAUUAUUUGAAAUGAAGGAACUAUUCCGGAAGCCACUGAUUUUCAAUUUAAUUUUAUUUUCAUUCACCACUUUUGCAGCGUUGAUUGUAUUCACUUCUAUGAGGCUUUGGUUUCCCCAAGUCUCGACUAUUAUCGAAAACUACAAUAUAAAUCACGAAGAGCCUGCCAGAUUUUGCGUGAUGAUUAAUGACUACAUGGAAGGAAUUAAGCCACAAACUGUGACUGCAAAUGAAACUACUGUUUAUGAAUGUGUACCGAAAAUAAGUGGUGGUGAAACUUAUUUAAAUGGACUUAUAUUAGGAAUAGCUGCAGUUGUCAGCGUUGUAAUAAGUGCAUUUUUAGUUGAUUAUUUCGGACAAAAAAUUCUGAUGUUCGUCCUUCUGAUUCUAUGUGCAAUAUUUUCGACUCUGCUGUACUGGACCAACGCGUCAUUACAAAUAGCGAUGUUAAUUUCUUGCACUUGUGCGCUACUGCAAACAGCUUUAUGUUUACAACAAAAUAUUUUUGUUAGGUAUUUUCCCACAACUUUGAGAGCGCUGGCAAUAUCAAUAAUAAUGAUGAUCGGUCGAAUUGGGUCGCUAACAGGAAAUAUAAUAUUUCCUAUCCUCUUAAACUUGGGAUGCAUGGCGCCAUUCAUUGCGAUGGGAGUCGUAUCUUUAGGUAUCGCAGGCCUUGUUUAUUUUCUACCAAACGUAGCGAAAGAUAACAAAGUAACUGGAGAUAAAUAGCUUUAAUAUUCUACUUACAUAGAAUAUAAUAACAUAUUUUGUACAUUUCAAUGUAAUUGUUUUGUUGUAAAUAAAUUCAGGUAUUUUAUAAUUAA